CAUUCGCUGGAAACACUGGGUUCGAUAAAAUAAAUAGCUUUAAUAUCGUACCGGAAUUGGGAGAAACUAAAAUACCUGCUGGACUGCUAGGCAUCCAUACAGCACGGAUCAUUCGUCUUGCCAGUUGCGGAGAUAAUUUAAUGACGAUCCGACCGUCGCAACGCGUUCAGAUCGUCUGCUAACACCAUGGAAGAGUUUGCCGUCACCGAUUGCAACGUUGCGUCUUUGAUGUGGACAUUUUUGGACAGUUUUACUAGUGUAAACUUGUUGCGGUUGGAAGGUGCUACCGGUAUCCAAUCCCUGGGUACUUUACCAUCACUUCCCAGUCUCAAACGGCUAUCCAUCACCGAUUGCAAAGGAUUCAGUUCACUCAAUUUUCCUGGGUCAUCUCUCGGUGGCUUGCAAAACCUCAUCAUGACGGAAAAUGUGGAAUUGACUGAUGGAAAAGCUGAGUCGAUCCUAGCAACGUUAAAAGGGGCUAGCAGCUUAGAAAUAGUGUCCUUAAAAAACAACCCGUUUAUCACCGCCAUUCCAAAUACGUUGGCCAGUUUAGUUGCUUUACACUCGUUGGACGUUUCCUUGUGUGACAUAAAUUCCAUCUCUUCCGGCUCUCUUUCCUUCUCCGCCAAUGUCAAAUCACUAGACCUCACGAAAAAUUCUCUAUCAGACAUCUCUGAUGACUCUUUCGAAAAAGGUUAUUAUGGCAACGCGAAAGUUUCACUCGACGGUAACCAGUUGACAAAAUUCAGUUCGACCGUUUUCCUGAAAAUCCUGACGGAAAUGCAAACUUCCAAAACACCUGGCAGUGUCUCCAUUAGAAACAACCCCGUCAAAUGUGACGAUUGCCAAAUGGCCUGGCUCAUCCGCGACUAUCGAGAGCUGCUGCCAUUCGUCACCGGAAACUGUUCCAACGCAACGGAAUUUCAGGAUCUCAAUCCCAGUUGGUACGAUGAUCAACUCUGCAAAUCCCUGUUGACUACCACUACCAAACAACCAACGACUAGCGUCCAGCUGACCACUACGUCGUCGACUAUUACUAAUCCAACAAGUCUUAGUAGUGAAUCAACAAUGGCCUCCACAGGAUCGCCAACAGUGACAAGGGAUGUCAGCCCAACGACGACUGAGAAUCCCAAUAGUAGCAUAACCACGCUAUCGACUUCAUCCGGUUCCGGCACCACCCAAGCGCCGGAUCCACCCGCCGAAAUUAAUUACGACAUUUACUUCUACAUCCUUUACGGCGUUUUAGGUGGCAUCGCCUUAAUUCUGAUUAUUGGAUUCAUUUCUCUGGAUUACCAGAGAAGGAGGGCAUUAAGGGCAAGGACAAGUUUCGAUAAUUCUUCUUCUUGUGGCUCUUCCUUUUCGGGAUUUAUGGAUCCUGACAUGCACGAUUCUCAUUCCGUGGAGCAAAGAAAUUACGUCCGAAUGCCGGAACCUCGUCCGCCAACAUCCCCUUACAAUUAUUUAGGAAACUAUCAACAGAGUGCAGGACAAUCCUACAGAGGUCCUGCUGUGAUUACCACGCCCUAUCAACAGCGUCAACCCUCUAGAAAUCCUCCAUCCCCGGAUCCGCCAACUGGUCUGUCAACUGGUCGCUUAAAAGGAUUUAAAAAAGUUGAAUUUUCAAAUCUGCCGUAAGGGUUAAAUACCAGGAUCAAAAAGAGCUGUUACCUGUCAUAAGGUAGAAACAAAAACGUGUUCUAUCUCGCCAAGUCGCCAUGUGUAUAGUCGCCAUGUAAUAAAAUUUAUGACUAUCAAUA
Messenger RNA from Daphnia pulicaria, 1757 nucleotides. RefSeq lists its product as uncharacterized. NCBI's taxonomy places the organism in Eukaryota, Metazoa, Arthropoda, Branchiopoda, Diplostraca, Daphniidae. Bases 187 to 1635 code for a protein of 482 amino acids. The record is from RefSeq and is a predicted model, not a curated record. The transcript is spliced from 5 exons. Gene Ontology annotation, cellular component: membrane. Gene Ontology annotation, molecular function: protein binding.